This is a messenger RNA of Protopolystoma xenopodis, 282 nucleotides long. NCBI's taxonomy places the organism in Eukaryota, Metazoa, Platyhelminthes, Monogenea, Polystomatidea, Polystomatidae. The record is from the annotation of a GenBank genome assembly.
AUGGACAGUUCUGCCCUCUCGACUUCGAGCUCAGACACAAUGCAUAGCCCUACCGGAGGCACUGCGUCCAUUAUUUCCAACACAUCUGUAGACAGACAGUUGGCGUCUCCGAAGUUGACAGGAAAGGCAACAACUCCUAGUACUAUAGACUCAACCACUUUGGACGUGUUCACAUGGAAACAGACGACCGGAUGGUUAGCGUCAGCUGGCGACCACCUCAAUCGACAUGUGGCUCGAAUAAGCGCACUCUUCUCACCUAGGUUAGUUUGCCAUACAACAUAG